Messenger RNA from Triticum aestivum (bread wheat), 541 nucleotides. RefSeq lists its product as uncharacterized. Lineage: Eukaryota; Viridiplantae; Streptophyta; Magnoliopsida; Poales; Poaceae. The record is from RefSeq and is a predicted model, not a curated record.
GCGAAGUUACUGGUCAAGAUACUAUGUCGAAUGCGACACUGCUAAAUUAUUCCAAAAUGCAUUUGAAACUCCAUUGGCGUUAUCUGUUCACCUGAGGGAGACAAUGAUAGGAUUCCAUCUUGACCGAAUUCACAUGGUGUUUUUACCUUUAAGCUCAUACAGUUUCUGGUACACGGUUGUUGCUAACUUUAGGAAGAAAUUGUUCGAAGUCCUCUGCCCAAACAACAGAAUCGACUUGAUUGCUGACGAAGCUCAGCUUGUAAUCAAGAAUUUCAAAGCGGCUUUCAAGCUGGCAUACAAGAGAUCACAACUAAAUGUGACUGACAUGGGUGUGUCUUUCCGGAGUGUGUGCUCUUCAACUAAAGAGGCAGAUAGUGGGAUCUUCACAAUGAAGUUGGUACAAGGACAUGAUGGAGACAACACUUUGUGUUUCGAACCCGAGCAUGCAAAGAGCCUGCGCGAGAGUCUAACUUACUACAUGGUUGCUCACCCUUGCAAUGAAAAACUGAUGCCAGAAACCAAAGAAAUCUUAAGAAAAUAU